CUCGUUUUUGUACGCGCUUCCUAAUCAGAAGCCAGAGCAAGGAACAGAUGGUGAAUGAGCCCAGCGACAGGGUUUGGCUGAGAAUUGUGUUGGAUCAGUGAGAACGCGAGUCCGCACCGUGUGCACCUUCCUGAGAGCGGACGUGUUGCACUGUUCCAUCAGUAUCCAGCGCUGGACUACAGUUGGUGACGUCACAGAAAUCAGCAGCGCGGCCUUGUUUUCUAGGGGGUGUUGCGAUGGGCGCGUAAUGAUCGAGUGAGUUCGUUCGUGUACGGACGCUUCAAGGUCGCUGGCGCGGCGUUGACGUGUGAGCAGAAGCAGCUGCGUUCGAAGGCAGUUUCGUGUUUGCAGCCGUCCUUGUACGCCGGACCCGGAAACUUCAGCAGGCCGAUGCAAAGGACGCCAUGCCGAGAGCAGUGUACAAGAACGUAGACGGAUACUGCGUUCCGCAGGCCUUCAAUGAGGAAUGCGUUCGGUCUGCACUAAAAUACGAGCCGCAGCCAGAAGACCUGUUCAUCGUGAGUUAUCCAAAAUGCGGCACCACGUGGACGCAGCACAUUGUCUACAACAUCUUGAACGAUCGACCACUUCCAAACACCAUGGCAGACUUUCAGCGAAAGAUGCCGUUUCUGGAGUUGAAAGGCGCCCAGUCUGUCAGAGACAUGUCCCGACCAGGUGCCAUCAAGACCCACAUGCCUUUCCACUCGACACUGUUCUCGAAGCAUUCCCGGUACAUUUACGUCUGCCGAAACCCAUACGAUUGCUGCGUGUCUUUCUUCUACCACGCCAAAAACAAGCCCGAUCACCAGUUUGCGGACGGAACGUUCAGCGAUUUCUUUGAAAUGUUCGUUGAGGGUGCGCUGGCGUACGGGGACUACUUCGACCACCUGCUGCCCUGGUACGAGCGUCGAGACGAUCCAAACGUUCUUCUCCUGACCUACGAAGGCCUCAAGAAGGACACCACGGCGUGGGUGCUGAAGAUCGCCGACUUUCUCGGGGAGAACCACGGCACGAGGCUCCGAGCCGAUCCUGUGGCUUUGAACGAGGUUCUCGCGAGGACAAGUCUGGAGACGAUGAGGCAGAUGUUGAGCGACAGCGAGAAGACAGCGCUCAAUGAGCGUCUGUCCUACGAGCAGAGAAGACCUCAACGGGUGAAGGAUGCUGGCGAAGUCACAACGUUGUUGCGCAAGGGUAUAGUCGGAGACUGGAGAAGUCAUUUUUCGGCCGACCAGGUGAAGCGCCUCAAGGAGCGAAUCGCGUUGAAGACUCGUGGGACGAACGUCAUGAGCUUGUGGGAUGACUGUGACCUACCAUAAAUUAUUAACCCUGGUCAUUUUUUUUUUUUUUUUUGCUGCUGGAACUGCGGUUGAUCGUCGAGGCUUCAAUUCGUGGUCCCGGCCAAAAUAAGCGCACAAAUAAACACUGUAUACUAUACGUGUUGUCACAAAAAAAAAAAAAAAAAAA
Ixodes scapularis (black-legged tick) is the source of this 1464-nucleotide messenger RNA. Its product is annotated as sulfotransferase 1C4-like. The transcript has 2 exons. Gene Ontology annotation, cellular component: cytoplasm. The coding region runs from base 405 to 1316 and encodes 303 amino acids. Gene Ontology annotation, biological process: sulfation. The record is from RefSeq and is a predicted model, not a curated record. Lineage: Eukaryota; Metazoa; Arthropoda; Arachnida; Ixodida; Ixodidae. Gene Ontology annotation, molecular function: sulfotransferase activity.